Messenger RNA from Nylanderia fulva, 2408 nucleotides. RefSeq names its product putative tubulin polyglutamylase TTLL2. Gene Ontology annotation, biological process: protein polyglutamylation; microtubule cytoskeleton organization. Gene Ontology annotation, molecular function: tubulin-glutamic acid ligase activity; tubulin binding. Gene Ontology annotation, cellular component: ciliary basal body. NCBI's taxonomy places the organism in Eukaryota, Metazoa, Arthropoda, Insecta, Hymenoptera, Formicidae. The record is from RefSeq and is a predicted model, not a curated record.
UCACAAUAAGCUACUUUUGACCGCCUACUAUUCGGCACUCUCUUCCGGCGUCCUUGCCGACCUUUGCGGCCAUUCGCGGCGGAAAGCACAUAAAAGCUGCAAGCGACUCACAGGUAACCUGCGCACCUGCGAACCAGUCGAAAGCGAUUGCGUAGAUCGGAACGUGGUUGUGCAUCAGUGAGAAUCGAAAUCCCGCCUUGUCCACACACGCUAUCUUAACGAGAAACAUCGCGGACAAAAAGCUUCGAUAUAUCGAAAUCACGAAUGACUUUCGACUUGUCGAAUCGAAAUGGCAGGCACAAUUAUCAGUGAAAUUAUUACCUUUGCUAAUUACGACUGCAUAACUUUCUAAGGAUUAAAUAUUAUCGAUAGAUGUACAUAACUUGCAGAGACUAUAGCAUGUCAUUAAUACAUUUAUGUGAAAUGUAUUAUGUAUAAUGUAACAUUGAUGUAAAAUGUAUUAUGUGUAAUAUAACAUUGAUAUAAGCCAGCCAGAAAGAGAUUUGUCGUAUUUAUUAAAUAUAUUAAAAAAUAUGGUGCUUCGGUAUGGCAGUGAAAUGCACGGAAGGCCCUUUUGUGUUCAGAUUAAAUGAAAACGGUACCGGGCCGCAUCUACUUGUGCAGGUUUGCACGGAACGGGGGUGGCGAGAGUAUGCCGGCGAAAAUAAUGUAUUCAAAGAUCGAUGGAAUUUAUGGUGGCGGUCCGGUGGUUCCACAUCGCAUUAUAGGCCAUUACUCCCCUGGCAGUUUGUCAAUCGGAUUCCAAAAGGAAAUUCCAUUUGCCGAAAAGAUAAACUGAUCCGUCACUUGAAAUGUAUGAAAAAAGUCCAUGGUCCAAUUUAUGACUUCAGUCCCACAGGAUAUAACUUGCCUUCCGAAUACACGAAAUUGGCCGAAGAAUGUAGUCGUUAUGAAAAGGAUUACAAAGUUUGGAUCUGUAAACCAGUUGGGCAAAGUCAAGGAAAAGGAAUUUUUUUGUUUCGUAAAUUAAGCGAUCUCUCAUACGACAAUGCCGCAGUUGCGCAAAGAUAUAUCGAGAAUCCUCUCCUAAUUGGUGGAUACAAAUUUGAUCUUCGUCUAUAUGUGUGUGUGCCAUCAUAUCGCCCAUUAACAAUUUAUUUAUAUAAAGAAGGUUUAGCCCGUUUCGCUACUGAAAAAUUUUCUUUGGAACGAUUGGACGAUCCAUUUCGACAUCUUACGAAUUUUUCCCUAAACAAAUUGGGACCAGGCUAUUCAGAGAAAAAGGAACGCGUUGGUGCUGGGUGCAAAUGGACAUUUAGACAAUUAAGAAGGUAUUUCGAGCAAUCAGGACAUUUCGAUUGGAUUCUAUGGCAAAGAAUUUCUUGUUUAGUGACUUUAACAAUUCUAAGUCAAGCGGCAGGUAUUCCUAAAUCCUCGAAUUGUUUCGAAUUUUUUGGUUUUGAUGUGUUAAUUGAUGAAAAUUUGAAACCAUGGCUCUUAGAGGUGAACUUAAGUCCGGCUUUGAGUAAUGACUGUGAAGUUGAUUCGGAAGUGAAAAAACCUCUAUUGCAUGAUUUAUUUGAUUUAUUGGGUCUUCCAGUAUGUAAUACUGGACUUUCCCUGUUCACAAUCUGGUCCUCCUCUGAUCGCGUUGAAGAGGACGAGAGAGAAAUGUCUUCCAAAUUUAGUCGCUCCACAAAAAGGAAAUCGAAACUCGGACGAGAAACCGAUGCUUUUCUCAAUUUUUCUCCGGAUACCCGAACCAUAUUAAGACAAUCAACGCCAGAAAUCUGUUCAACUACCUGGUCUCAUUACAACCCGCUAUUAAUGGACAAAUAUAUACAUCGAGGAUAUAAAGGAAAUACAAUCGAGAAUUACGCUUCUAAAACGAUUUGGGAUAAUGGUAGAGAUUGGAGAGUUUCCUGCGUAAAAGAAGGCGGAUGGAUUCGUAUUUGUCCAUUUACUCGGAUAAAACAUAUUGAAGAUACGAAAAAUGUAAAACCAUCACCAAGAACUGUUGAGAACGAGAUCAAGAAUAUGGUUGUUUCUAUACAAAAGUACUUAAAAGCCGCAAAGGAAGUGGAACAAAGAAACGAAAAACUCACAGAUGAACAAUGCAAUGCUCUUCUGCAAAAUGCGCUUGAAUUAAAUACAGAAGUUUGGCUGCCAGAAAAGUAAAAACCUAGAAGUCUGCGUUUUUUGCUCACGCCCACUAUUUUCACAUCUAUUUACUGUUUAUGCUUGUUAACUAUAGCAUAUUAUUUAAAAAAUAUUUUGUACAACUAUGUACAAUGUAGAUUAUAAUGAACGUGCAUUUUUAUUCCAUCGAUCUUUGUAUAUAUUGUACGUUGCAUUUAAUAUAUUUCAAAAUAAUUAAUUGCAAAAUUUUAUGCAACAAACAAUCAGACAUUUAGUAUUUACAUUUAGCAUUAAAUGUAGCAGUUUCA